UUACAGUUAGAGAAAAGUAUACACUAUCUAUAAUAUGAUAUAGAUACAUUGUCUGCAUAUUAUUAAACAGUUUUACGUACAUUUAAUUCUUUUCAAUCAGUAUUCGAAUUAAUUCAUGUAUUUACGAUGCGCUAUAAUAAUUCUUGCUCUGGAGAAGAAUGUCCUUUAACAAAAAGUAGAAGUUAUAAAUACACGUUAACUAUGUAUUGUGGAGAUGGUUUAAAAUUCAUUAUAAGCUGUUUCACCAUUUUGACAAUUUCUAUUACAACAACAUUAAUUUUACAAAUAUUAUAUGCUGAUGGAAGCCCACAGAAUACUGCUGGUGUACAUGGUGCUGUUGCAACAGAUUAUACAAAUUGUUCACAAAUUGGAACCAAAAUAUUACGGAAAGGCGGUAAUGCAAUAGAUGCAGCUGUAGCAGCUACUAUUUGUAUGACAGUAGUUGCUCCACAUAAGACUGGUCUGGGUGGAGGUGGUUAUAUGAUGUUAUAUAAUCAUAAAGAACAGACAGAACCAAUUAUUAUUGAUUUUGCUAAUAAUACAAUUAAAGACAAUUUUUUACAAGAUGGGAUACGUAUACCAGCAGUAUUAAGGGGAUUAGAAUAUGCACAUACAUUAAAAGGUAAACUACCAUGGAGUGAAAUUGUUAAACCUUCUGUAUCUUUAGCCAAAGAAGGAUUUGUUGUAUCAAAGGAGCUAGCAAGUGAAGUAUCAAAAAAUAUUGAUUAUGAAAUUUUAUAUGGGCACAUUAGUGCAGGAGAUAUACUAAAGUUACACGAUCUUAGCAAUUUGUUAAAUGCUGUAGGACUGGAAGGAACUAAUGUAUUAUACAAUGGAACUUUUUCACAAAAGCUUUUACAUGAUAGAAUUAAACUAUCAAAGCUACUUCCACAGUUAGUAAAUUAUAAACCUGAUGUAUAUAUAGCAAAAAAGUCAAGCUUUUAUAAACAUGUAAUAUAUUAUCCUCCACAUAUGUCAUUAUUAAAAUCAAUGAUUGCAGCACUGGAAGAUCUUAACAUAUCUACUGAUAAUGCAUCCAUAGUAGGAGCAGAUAUGCAAGUAGCUAAAACAUUAAUAAAUUCAGUAUCAAUGCCAUUACAAUUAAAACAACAUGUUGAAGAAGAAAGAUAUACUGGAGUUGUUGCAAUGGAUUGGGAAGAUACUUAUGUUUGUAUUAUAACUGGACUUGGUGCACCAUUUGGUCUUGGAUAUAUGUCAACUGUUGGCUUCCUGCUAGAUAAAGCUGAUACCAAUAAUACCUUAUCUAUGCUUGUUCCCAUAAUCUUUCAUAAUGAAAAAGCAUUAUGUGGAUUAAGAGGAGUGUUUGGAACUGAUGAUACAUUAAUUAUUGGACAAUUAUUGUACAGUAUCAUAGUGCGUCAAUUAAAUGUUUCUGAAGCUAUUGAAUACCCAAGGUAUUAUUUUUCAUCAGAUGGAUUUGUGAUAGAAAAUGAUCCAAAACAUUCUAUAGAUACAUUAAUACGAAAUCAAUUAAACUUAAUAGUACCAGCACCACAUUUAAAGACUGAUUCAGUAUUAAAAAGCGUGAAUGCAAUCAUAAAAAGGAAAGAUCUAAUGUCAAGUCAUUCAGAUAGUCGUGGAGGUGGCCUUGCAUCAAGAUUUUAAUAAUUUAUUCAUCUAUAUUUUUUUUUAUUAAAUAUAUCUAUAUAUUUUGUAUAUCUAUAUAUAAUAAAGUGAGAUUUUCUAUGA
Bombus huntii is the source of this 1710-nucleotide messenger RNA. RefSeq names its product glutathione hydrolase 7-like. The transcript is spliced from 9 exons. Gene Ontology annotation, cellular component: plasma membrane. Gene Ontology annotation, biological process: glutathione catabolic process. The coding region runs from base 127 to 1626 and encodes 499 amino acids. Gene Ontology annotation, molecular function: glutathione gamma-glutamate hydrolase. Lineage: Eukaryota; Metazoa; Arthropoda; Insecta; Hymenoptera; Apidae. The record is from RefSeq and is a predicted model, not a curated record.